This is a messenger RNA of Pundamilia nyererei, 7253 nucleotides long. It is a transcript of the gene iqsec1b, whose product is annotated as IQ motif and Sec7 domain ArfGEF 1b. Gene Ontology annotation, molecular function: guanyl-nucleotide exchange factor activity. Bases 273 to 4079 code for a protein of 1268 amino acids. The transcript has 17 exons. The record is from RefSeq and is a predicted model, not a curated record. NCBI's taxonomy places the organism in Eukaryota, Metazoa, Chordata, Actinopteri, Cichliformes, Cichlidae. Gene Ontology annotation, biological process: regulation of ARF protein signal transduction; actin cytoskeleton organization.
GCUGGAGGUUAGAGUGUUGCGGUGCAGAGCUCGUGGACGCGUCGGCAGUAGCGGCGUACAGCAGCGCACCGAGCGCGGUCAACUUCGCCACUACUGCACAAUAAACACGCCAUGUCGGAGCGAAGGAGACUCUGUGGAUCUGACUGCGCGCGGUCCUACUACUAGCGAGCGUGUGUGCGCGCGCGUGUGAGAGGGAGAGAGAGAGAGAGAGAGGAGUGAAAGAGAGAGACAAGGAGAGGGCUGCUCUUUUGCUUUCUGUGGAUAUCGCCUUCAUGGACGGGCAACGGGGCUUUUACGAGAUGGAGAACCCGGCAGAGAACCCCAGCAAGGCGGCGGAGUAUCUGAAGGAGCUGAAUAAGAUCAUCGAGACCCAGCAGGGGCUGCUGGAGAAGCAGAGGGUCCGGAUUGAGGAGCUGGAGCUCCAGGUGACGGAUCUUUGCAAGGAAAACGUCUGUCUAAAAGAUCAGCACCAACGGCACCUGGCCACCUGCAGGCUCCAACAGGGCAACCACUCCGCCCUGGGAGCCAUCAAAGAGAAUGUCAUGCAGGAAAAAUCUGAAAGUGAAAGUCAGAGAUGCGUCAGGCGGCACGCCUCAUUGCCCGUAGAAGUCUCUGAGAUCCCUCUAAACCUUUUUGCCCCUCCAUGUAGAAGGAGUUACCCCUGUCGCAAAUGGAAGUCUGCAUCUUUUGGACCAGACACAGAGGUCCCCAGCUCCGUCAUGAUUCACAGACGCCACCAUCACUCUGUGGAAGGUGAUGCUCCAGGAACUGAAGUGGGAGCUUCUGUGGACCCUAGUGGUGGCUACAGUUGUGUCCCAGUGACCCACAGCGGCGGGCUCGGCCCCGACCACCUGGACAGCCAGCUCUACGGGCACAUCUUGCUGCCAGGCCACCCACGGCCCAGACGGCCCAAGCUUCAGCACUCUCAGUCCAUCCUCCGCAAGCAAGCAGAAGAGGAGGCAAUCAAGCGCUCCCGCUCGCUGUCAGAGAGCUAUGAGCUCUCAUCUGACCUACAGGACAAGCAGGUGGAGAUGCUAGAGCGCAAAUAUGGUGGGCGUUUCAUAACCCGGCAUGCUGCCCGCACCAUACAGACAGCUUUCCGCCAAUACCAGAUGAACAAAAACUUUGAGCGUCUUAGAAGCUCUAUGUCUGAGAACCGUAUGUCCAGACGGAUCGUCCUAUCCAAUAUGAGAAUGCAGUUUUCCUUUGAAGGACCUGAAAAAGUCCAUAGCUCCUACUUCGAGGGAAAGCAGGUCUCUCUCACAGAUGAUGGCACUAAAAUUGGUGCACUAAGGCAGUCAGACCAUGGCGGGGAGAUGGGUGUGCAGGCCAAGACCCCCACCACACAGAGCGACUUCACAGAUGCCAUCACAGAACUAGAAGAUGCCUUUUCAAGGCAGGUGAAAUCUCUAGCCGAGUCCAUAGAUGAUGCUCUGAACUGCCGCAGCCUACAUGGUGAAGACAGUCAGUCAGAGCCAGGGAGAGGCCUCCAGGAUAUGGACAGAGAGGUCACCUGUCAGGUGAAACCCUCCCACAGCGCCUCAGAACACCGUAAACUCGAUGAGAUGACAGCGUCUUACAGCGAUGUCACCCUGUACAUCGACGAAGAGGAGUUGUCACCACCCCUUCCUCUUUCUCAGUCUGUAGACCGGCCCUCAAGCACAGAAUCAGACUUGCGCCAGCGUUCGCUCAACUCCUCACAAGAUUAUUGGUCUCUUGCUCAUAAGGAUGAAAAAGGGGACACCGAUACCAGCUGCCGCAGUACACCCUCCUUGGAAUGCCAAGAGCAACGUCUACGGGUAGAUCACCUACCCUUAUUGACCAUAGAGCCUCCCAGUGAUAGCUCAGUGGAGCUGAGUGAUCGUUCUGACCGCAGCUCUUUAAAGAGACAGAAUGCCUACGAACGAAGCAUCAGCAACCAGCAGAGUAGCCCUAAACAAGUCAGCCACAGCCUGCCACCUCGAGGGCCUUCCAGAGAAGAAGACACUUCCCGACAUCGAUCGCGACAGCUGGAGGCCCAUCUGGCAAUCAAUGGUACAGCAAACCGGCAGAGCAAGUCAGAGUCGGAUUUCUCAGAUGGCGACAAUGACAGCAUCAACAGCACAUCGAACUCCAACGAUACCAUCAAUUGUAGUUCUGAAUCCUCGUCCAGGGACAGCCUGCGUGAACAGACGCUCAGCAAGCAGACGUACCACAAAGAAACUCGCAACAGCUGGGACUCACCUGCAUUCAGCAAUGACAUCAUUCGCAAGAGGCAUUACCGCAUUGGCCUAAAUCUCUUCAACAAGAAGCCAGAAAAAGGCAUCCAGUAUCUGAUAGAGCGAAACUUUGUUCCAGACACUCCGGUGGGUGUGGCCCACUUCCUGCUCCAGAGGAAAGGCUUGAGUAGGCAGAUGAUUGGCGAGUUCCUGGGUAAUCGGCAGAAACAGUUCAACCGGGAUGUCCUCGACUGCGUAGUGGAUGAAAUGGACUUCUCAGCUAUGGAGCUGGAUGAAGCGCUCAGGAAAUUCCAGGCACACAUCAGAGUCCAAGGGGAAGCACAGAAGGUAGAGCGACUGAUAGAGGCCUUCAGCCAGCGUUACUGCAUCUGCAACCCCGGUGUGGUGCGACAAUUCAGGAACCCCGACACCAUCUUCAUCCUUGCCUUUGCAAUCAUCCUCCUCAACACUGACAUGUACAGCCCCAACGUCAAGCCUGAGAGGAAGAUGAAGCUGGAGGACUUUGUUAAGAACCUUCGAGGAGUCGAUGAUGGGGAGGACAUCCCCCGAGAGAUGCUCGUAGGGAUAUACGAACGGAUUCGCAAGCGGGAGCUCAAGACUAACGAAGACCACGUUUCCCAGGUUCAGAAAGUGGAAAAGCUAAUCGUUGGAAAAAAGCCAAUUGGCUCUUUACAUCAUGGUCUUGGCUGUGUGCUAUCUCUACCCCACCGGAGACUGGUCUGUUACUGCAGACUUUUUGAAGUGCCCGACCCCAACAAACCUCAAAAGUUGGGCCUGCACCAAAGGGAGAUCUUCCUUUUCAAUGACUUGCUAGUGGUUACAAAAAUCUUCCAGAAGAAAAAGAAUUCUGUGACAUACAGCUUUCGACAGUCCUUCUCUCUUUAUGGCAUGCAAGUCCUCCUCUUUGAGAAUCAGUACUAUCCCAAUGGCGUUCGCCUGACUUCAGCCAUUCCUGGAGCUGAUAUCAAAGUCCUCAUCAACUUCAAUGCACCCAAUCCUCAGGACCGCAAAAAGUUCACUGAUGAUUUGCGAGAAUCUAUUGCAGAAGUCCAAGAGAUGGAGAAGUACCGAAUAGAAUCUGAGCUGGAAAAACAGAAGGGCGUGGUGAGGCCUAGCAUGUCCCAGAGCUCCGGGUUAAAGAAGGAUGCAGGAAACGGAAACCUGAGCCGAGCAAGCCUCGACGACAGCUAUGCCAUUGGUGAAGGUCUGAAGAGAAGCGCCCUCAGCAGCUCCCUACGCGAUCUCUCAGAUGCAGGCAAGCGUGGGAGACGCAGCAGUGCAGGAUCACUAGACAGCAAUAUGGAAGGGUCCAUCAUUAGCAGUCCUCACAUGCGGCGGAGAGCCCCGUCCAGCCGAGACUGCCCAUCCCGUCACAGCGCCCAGUCCCUGCCCAACUCUUCCUCGUUGCUCGGAUCGUUGUUCGGCACCAGGCGUGUGAAGUCGCCCAGCCCCACCCCUCAGCCCCAGCUGCACCCUACUCUCAUCUCCCACACCCCGCACCCAGCCAACCUGCACCACACAGCCCGCGUGGAGACGGAAGGACCGGUGCCCAUGCACCCGCACCACGCCCAGUUCUGCCACAUGACCCAGAACCCACCCCCUUAUCACCACCAUCACCACUACCACCCGCCGGCCCACUUGCAGCACCCACCGCACCAGUACCACCCUCCCCCGUCUCACAGCCAACAGCAGCCGUACCCGGCUCAUCCUCACGGGCCCCAUGGGCACGGGAGCCACCCACCGCACUCCUCCACCCACCCCACUCACGGCCCUCCCCACCACCACGGCGCGCCGCCACCAUCCUCCCAGGGACCCAGCAGCACCAAGCCCAAGCACAGCGGCAUCAGCACAGUGGUGUGAGGGGCAGGGCGUCCUCUCUGGACCCUGCAGCUGAACUUUUUCCUCCUGGGCUGACAUGAUGGUGGCACUGUGCAUCGCCGGUCUGGGGCUACGAAGCCAGACGAGAUCCCGUUGUGCCUCCUUCAGAUUUUUUUCCUUUCUUUUAGAGCCGCUUCUAUCAUUUUGUUUCAGGACAUAAGACAUGUCUACCCGCUUCAGGAGCAACAGACAAGAGCAUGCACAAAGACCACAACUACUGUUUGUUUCUCAGUAAACUACCGGAACUCGCUUACUAGUAUUUUACACAAGAAGUACAUAUUAAUCUUCACACAGUAACUUUAAACGUUGUCAAGACAGUUUGGCUGAACAGACACGAAGACGACAGCUCAGCCUCAGCCGUGGCUGUGCAAGUAUUUAAUGUAGCAGUAGCUCACAGUGCACUGUGAUAUCUCUGUUAGCAGUGAUAAAUGUGCCAAUUAUUAAAGCAUUUACUAAUUUAGUCACACAGAUUGCUUUAUGUAUAUUGUGCAUAGUAUUUUGUAAAAUAAUAAUAUCAAAUGUUAUUAUUAUAGUUAUUACUACAGAACAAACAGCAUCGAUGAAAACUCUCAGUAUUAUACUUGCACAUAGAUGGCGUAGUUUCACUGUUAAGAAACCAAUCAAAGCUUUUCUUAGUUAGGCAGUCGGACGCAAGAGUACUGCUGUGAAUGGUUGCCUUUGAGCUAGAAGUUAGAUUGUUGAGGGCUGCUGCACUCCAGCCCACCUACAGUCUCAUCCACUGCACGUGUCUCCGGGCCGGAGCUCUCUCUCCCCUGCUCUGAAAGCAAAGGAAGCCAGCGGCACUCGCUGCUUGCCUGCCCUCCUUUUAUUUUUUUAACUAUUUUUUUAGAAUCCAAUGAACAAUACGAAUAUAUAAAGGCUGUCCUGCAGCCUGGUGGGACUCUGCAAGUCUGUCCUGCAGGGGGAGGAGGAGGACGCUGGAUGUUUUUCAUGUGGAAACUGAGGGAGAAACUGUGCAGCAGGGAAACAUGUCCCACUGUGGAAGCUCUCAGCUGGCUGAGCGUGCCCUCUCCCUCUUCGGUUUCCCCGUGCGUCUGCUGGAACGGCGAGCGUGCCGUAACUGACUGUUUUGUUUUGUCUUGAGGUUUUUUCCCUGGGAUGGACGCCACAGAGCAAAAAUCAAUAAUUAUCAUUCUGUGAUGGUGACAGCGCCCUUAUGCUUGACUCAUUACGGAGAGCGGUUUUAUAUCAAUCAUCUUUCUGACAUAUUAUGGGAUGGCUGGUUGUACCUCCCGGUCAUCCCGUGCACAGUAUCUGUGGUGUGUGUGUGGAGCGGAGGCAGGGGGGCUGCUGUCCUGGAGCAUAUUUUCUGUUUCUGAAAGCAACAGAUGCAGCGCUCAUUCUACAUAGCUGAUAUCAAUGGCAGGAGUUAGUCUGUAUCUGCUUAAAGACUGUGAGAUGCAUUUUUUAAACUAGUGCAAUAUGUAUUUACUGUUUUUUGUUGUUGUUGUUGUUUGUUUUUGUUGAAGAACAAGUUCAAUCUGUUGGUCGUUCUGUUAGUUUCGCCCUUUACUUUCUCCCUCCGGCGUCCUCUGGCAUUUCUUUCUCAGUGUUUCAGUGAAGUGCAAGUAUCCACAUGGAUUUGGAGGAACUGGACCUUUCACACUGAUGCAGAGUGUCACAGAAAAGAACUGCAUGUAACGUUAUAUCUUGAGGCUAUUUUCAAACUGUGUACUCCCAAACUAUAUCAGUGUUACAGUUGUUUAAAAAAAAAAGAAUGGUAGAAUAGUUUUGACUUCUUCAAAUACAGCUAACCGAAGUCAGCGAUGUGUUCAUGUCACUCCAGACGAUCAGUAACCAAAUCUGUAUUUUAACCCGAUCCACAUGCAGUACAGUAGUUAAACUGGAUCGUUAGUGUUCAACUGUAGUUAAAGCAGGACCUGAUCAAAGCUGUAACGGGGAAGCUCUGUGUAUUCUGUCAUUUGAAAAUCAGAGUGAUAAUCGAUUAUUUAAAAAGGAAACUUUUAUCUUCACAUUUUCUCUCUGUCUGUCAGCGGCGCACACGUUACCAUUUUCAAGUGGUGUCCAGUAGAUCAGUAUUCUUAAAUAUAUAUGCCCUCAGUUAAAGCCACACUUUGUACUUGCUUCAUAAUGUUUGAUUGAUUAAUACGCUUAGAAAUGCUCUUUGUAUUCAUUAUAAGACAACUUUUGGGUUGCCAGGUUCUGGAAAGUGUCUUGUGGCCUAAUGUUUACCCAGUUAUACAGGAAAUUACACAUUUUUAUGAUAUACUAUAAAUUACACGUUUUUAAGGUUUCUCUCUAACAGUCUAGUAGUUUACACAUUCACCCAACAAGCCAAACGUCCCCUCUUCAACCCAGAGAAGAGACACAGAUCCCUUGGUGUUUGUGUAAGGACGGGCAUCAAACAUGAGGCGCUAACUGCUUUGGCAAAGAGCAGCCAAAAGUAGCUUUUUUUCCCAGGAAUCCAUAGUCUGCAGCUGGCUGAUUAUUAUAAAUGGUAUUUGCUACACUGUUUUUUAGCUCUCUGCUUUUAUUGCAGUAGCUUUGCAUGCUUUUCACUGUUCAGAAUAAUCCAUUACAUACUCAGUUUAGCGCUGUCUGAAACAAGCAGUUACAGCUCUGUUCUCCUUCUUUUUAAGCCAUUUAGUUUCUGAUUGGCUGCACAAUGUUAUCAGUAUAUAGAUUUUCAAAUGUAAUUUUCAAAGCUUUUUCACAGGCUAAAGGUGCUCUGUUGAGUUUCCAAACAUUAGUAGGUUUAAUAAGCAAUUUUUUAUGAUUCCACUCUGGUUUGGAAAGCACAAGUAAAACCUCCCACGUGUGCAAGCAGAAUUUAGAGUUUGUGCAAAGUCCAUAGGGCAGUUUCAAGUGAUUUUCGUUGAUAUACAAAGCAGGUUCCACACUUGGCACAGUUUCCCCUCCACAUGUGCUAACUCUCACAUAAAACAGUAUAACCUGCCUCUUAUUGAGGUGAUACUCUAAGCAAAUAAGAUACAAAAACUAUGAGAACUGCUUCAGUAUUUCCUGGAAAUGUUCAGUGAGGAUGUAGAUUUGCCAAGACCUUACAACCUGGCAACCCAGAGCUUGUGCUUCUUAAAGUUUUAUUACUGAUUUUGUAAAGCAUUUAGUAAUGUUAAAAAAACAAUUAGAUUCUUUAUCUUUUUUUUUUGUUGAAAA